Molecule: messenger RNA, 1119 nt
Organism: Anoplophora glabripennis (Asian longhorned beetle)
Lineage: Eukaryota; Metazoa; Arthropoda; Insecta; Coleoptera; Cerambycidae
Product: probable transaldolase
Exons: 5
Coding region: 16-1014 (332 amino acids)
Biological process (GO): carbohydrate metabolic process; pentose-phosphate shunt, non-oxidative branch; pentose-phosphate shunt
Cellular component (GO): cytoplasm; intracellular anatomical structure
Molecular function (GO): transaldolase activity
Source: RefSeq, a predicted model, not a curated record
AAAUACGAUUUCAGUAUGUCAGAGCCUCAGUACAAACGAAGCAAGAUGCCAAGCUCUCUCGACCAACUUAAGGCCGUAACGGUCGUUGUUGCCGAUACCGCCGACUUUGAAUCAAUGCAAAUUUACAAACCCACGGAUGGCACAACAAAUCCUUCCUUAAUGUUGACUGCGGCUACAUUGCCUCAGUACAAACCUUUGAUCGAUAAAGCUGUUACCUAUGGAAGUAAAACUGGAAGAACGCGCGAGGAAAAGCUUGAAAAUGCCAUGGAUAAGCUGUGUGUGUUGUUUGGAAAAGAAAUUUUAAAAAUCGUACCAGGUAGAGUGUCCACAGAGAUUGAUGCUAGAUUAUCUUUCGACAAAGAUGCAAGUAUCGCAAAAGUUUUAAAAAUUAUCCAACUCUAUGCGGAUGAGGGUAUUUCAAAGGAACGUAUUUUGAUCAAACUGGCGUCAACCUGGGAAGGAAUUCAGGCGGCCAAAGUUUUGGAAGAAAAACAUGGAGUCCAAUGUAAUUUGACUUUGCUUUUAAAUUUUGCCCAAGCGGUAGCUUGCGCCGAAGCAGGAGCUACAUUGAUAUCGCCAUAUAUUGCCCGUAUCCUGGACUGGCAUAUGGCAAACGACAGUUGUCAAAUAACAUAUUCCGCCGACGAAGAUCCUGGAGUGGUCUCUGUAACACAAAUUUACAACUACUAUAAGAAGUUUGGAUAUAAAACUCUUGUGAUGGGGGCAUCUUUUCGUAACAUAGAUGAAGUUAAGGCUUUGGCUGGUUGUGACCUUUUGACCAUCAAUCCAAAACUGCUUAGUGAAUUAAAAGCAAGCAACGAUCCCGUCCCAAGGAAGUUAAGUAAAGAAAAGGCAAUGAAGUCAGAUUUGGAAAAACUUGAAAUAACAGAAGCUAAGUUUAGGUGGUUGCUAAAUGAAGAUCAAAUGGCCACAGACAAACUUUCGGACGGUAUCAGAAAAUUUGCCGCGGAUACCAUUAAACUUGAAAAUGCCAUCAAACCUCUAUUAAAAUAAUUCAUAAUCAGUAACCUGUAUUUUAUAUUUGUAGAUUGCCAUUUGUGAUUCCACUAUACUAGGGAUAUGAACACAUAAUUUUUAAAUAAAUAAUUUAAAAAAUGA